Nematostella vectensis (starlet sea anemone) is the source of this 1826-nucleotide messenger RNA. RefSeq lists its product as uncharacterized. The record is from RefSeq and is a predicted model, not a curated record. Gene Ontology annotation, molecular function: protein serine/threonine kinase activity. Gene Ontology annotation, cellular component: cytoplasm. Gene Ontology annotation, biological process: peptidyl-threonine phosphorylation. Lineage: Eukaryota; Metazoa; Cnidaria; Anthozoa; Actiniaria; Edwardsiidae. Bases 119 to 1192 code for a protein of 357 amino acids. The transcript has 3 exons.
AAUUGAGGCUGUUUUGUCAGACGCUGUCCGAUCAUCGUUUUAUCAACAAGCUUUAAACUUCUUUCUUCCAAGAAAACAUCUAGUUCUCCUUUAAAGAGGCCAAUUAACUGAAGCAAAGAUGCCUUUCAAGGAUAGAUGGGCGCCCAGGCACGACUAUCACAAGCUCGACCUGGCGUUCAUCGUCGAUUGUACUGGCUCUAUGGGAGAGUAUAUCAGACAAGCACAAAAACAUGUUAUCAGCAUUUCCGAGACCAUUUCUCGCACAGCCUACAACGUGAGACUGGCUCUUGUGGAAUACAGAGACCAUCCUCCCCAAGACAAAAGCUUUGUGACCCGUGUGCAUGAUUUUACGAGCGAUGUGAAAGAGAUGAAAGUUUGGGUUGACAAAAUGAGUGCUAGUGGUGGCGGGGAUUGUCCCGAGUCUGUCGCAGACGCCAUCUUUAAAGCAUGUAAACUCGGAUAUCGAGAAGAUGCAACCAAAAUGUGUGUUUUAAUAGCUGAUGCCCCACCUCAUGGUUUGGGCUUCGCACAUGAUGGAUUCCCUAAUGGCUGUCCAGAUAACCAUGACCCUCUAGCCAGUUGCCAUGUAAUGGCCGAAAAAGGAAUAACAUUGUACACCAUUGGCUGUGAGCCAUCAGUGGACUCCUUUAGGGAUUUCCUGGUCGGAAUGGCCGCAAUAACCGGUGGACAGUAUGUGCCGCUACACAGCGCUAAUGUUAUGUCAAAGAUGAUCAUUGAUGGAGCUUUGGAAGAGGUUUCUCUGGAGAAGUUGAUGGGCUAUGUUGAUGAUUUUGUACAAAUGGAGAUUUUCAGGCGGAAGCAGGAGCAAAAACAGGUAGCAGUAGGCAAUUUAGCAGAGAGUUUAAACAAAUACCUUAAUCUAAAUAACAAUAGAUGCCAGCAAUUAAGACUGGGGGAGAAAACCUUAGAUGUCAGCAGCAACAAUAGUGAAAAAUACUCCAGUAUGAAAAGUAUGAAACAGGCCAGAGAACUCUUUAAAAAGAGCAAAAAUCAAGCCAAGGGUCUGACAGAGGUGAAGGGAGCCCAGCCGGAAAUUGCAGAAGAUCAAACUAUCAGUUUUUUUCAGGCAAAGCGAUUGUUGAGAAAAUCACUUUCUCGUCAGAAAAUUCCUGUCACUCAUGACGAAAUUGAAAAUCAAAUUGUUAUUUGUUUUCAGCAGAUGGCAUUGUAAGACCAGACAUGAUACCAUACAGUACAUCAUUUCAACAAAUUCAUACAUUCCAGUAGAGUUUUUUUUAAACAGUGGAGUGUAUGUUUCUGAAUACACAUCUUAACGGUAAACAAGACAAUGUGUGUACAACUGGAACCAUUCUUUUUACUUUCUUUAUGAUAAUUGGACUAAAAUAAGUUGUACAUAAUGAUCAAUGUGGCCAAAUGGUUACAGUUUCAUCUUAAUAAGGCUGUGUUCACACUAGCACCAAAAACAUAAUAAUGCUUAGAAUAUUCAUGGUUUAAUAAUGACAUAUUAUUGUAUUUGUUAUUUAUUACUUGGUAGCAUAAUCAGUAUUUGGCUACACAGAACUUUUAAAAAAUGUUCUGAGUAAUCAUAUUUCAUCUAUAUAUAAUAUGAAUUCAGCAUAGUCAACCAACAACAGCUCUUUUAAGCAAAAUUCUACUAAACAUAUUUUUAUUGUAUACAUACUGUAUACUGCUCUGCUUUUACAAUUCAAUCAGCUAUGUGUAAUGACUCACUCACAAGGGCCAUUCGUAAGCGCCAAUGUCAACCAAAAUAAGGUUCCUUGUAUUGGAGGGAGGUAACUAUAAAUUGGACGUUUUUCUCAUUAAAGCUAAAAUUUGCACUGUUA